Molecule: messenger RNA, 5977 nt
Organism: Oncorhynchus keta (chum salmon)
Lineage: Eukaryota; Metazoa; Chordata; Actinopteri; Salmoniformes; Salmonidae
Product: large neutral amino acids transporter small subunit 4-like
Exons: 14
Coding region: 231-1958 (575 amino acids)
Biological process (GO): transmembrane transport; neutral amino acid transport
Molecular function (GO): neutral L-amino acid transmembrane transporter activity; L-amino acid transmembrane transporter activity
Source: RefSeq, a predicted model, not a curated record
GCUUUCGGUGGCGAAAAUAAAAGCAGGAAUCGGCGUUGAAAAGAGAAAUGUUGAUGCAAAGAAACAAUUAGCAUCAAGUCUACAAUCUACCUUAUAUAGAUAGAUUUUAAUACAAAGACAGAGUCCAGUCAGAGGAGAGGUAGGCGACCUUGUUCUUGGUUCCAGACACUCCGGCCACCAGCCCUCCUUCGUUCUACGAGCCUCGUUGUGCCCCUCGUCUCCUCGUGAAGAUGGCACCCUCCCUGGCCACAGCCUUCUCCAGGCGCUGGUGGAUGGCUGUGACAGCGGUCAUAGAGAACCUGCUGUUCUCUGCUGUGCUGCUGGGCUGGGGCUCCCUGCUCAUCAUGCUCAAGUCUGAAGGCUUCUACUCCUACCUCUGCAGAGAACCUGGUAACAGCACCAGUCAGAACCAGUCUGAGCCAGUCCAGGUUCGGGAUGCGGAGGGGAUCACCCAGAGCCCCGUGGUGGAGGAGGAGUACCUCCAGAUGAACGGCUGGCCCAUCUGUAAGGACCAGGAUGAGAUGCUGAACUUGGCCUUCACUGUGGGCUCCUUCCUCCUCAGUGCCAUCACCUUGCCCCUGGGCAUUGUCAUGGACAAGUAUGGCCCACGCAAGCUCCGGCUGCUCGGCAGUACCUGCUUUGCUUUCUCCUGUAUCCUGAUCGCUUAUGGAUCGAGCGACCCCAAGAAUUUGUCCAUCCUCAUAUUCUUUGCUCUGGCACUGAACGGGUUCGGAGGAAUGUGCAUGACCUUUACUUCCCUCACGCUUCCCAAUAUGUUUGGUGAUCUUCGUUCCACCUUCAUCGCUCUCAUGAUUGGAUCGUAUGCAUCCUCCGCUGUCACCUUCCCUGGGAUCAAGGUGAUCUAUGACCUAGGAGCCACCUUCAUCACUAUCCUGCUGGUGUGGGCUGCCUGUGCUGGCCUCGUCUUCAUCAACUGCUUCUUCAACUGGCCCCUGGAGCCCUUCCCUGGACCUGAGGAUAUGGACUACACUGUGAAGAUCAAGUUCAGCUGGCUGGGCUUUGACCAUAAGAUCACUGGAAAGCAGUUCUACCGCCAGGUGACCACGGUGGGGAGACGACUCAGCGUGGGGAACAGCAUGAAGCAAAACCCAAAGGAGCUGGCCCAACAGGAGGGCAACAAGCUGUGUCUCUCCACCGUUGACCUGGAGGUCCAGUGCAAGUCUCAGGAGGAAUCCCAGUCCUUCAUGAAGAGUAUCCUGAGUCCUAUUUUCAUGCUCAGCCUGAUCACCAUGUGUGUCACCCAGCUGAGACUUAUCUUCUACAUGGGAGCCAUGAAUAACAUCCUGGAGUCGCUGUCCGACAGAGACUUGAACACAGUGAGUGUGUACACCUCCAUUUUCGGGGUGCUGCAGCUGCUCUGUCUGAUGACCGCCCCAGUGAUCGGGUACAUCAUGGACUGGAAACUCAAAGAGUGUGAGGAUGAGAAGGCGAAGCCGGGCAAAAGAGAUCUUACCCAGCCCAAGCGUCGUGACAGACAGAUCCAGAAAAUCACCAACGCCACACGGGCCUUCAUCUUCACCAACCUGCUACUGAUGGGCUUCGGGGUCACCUGCCUCGUCCCCAGCCUCCCUCUCCAGAUUCUAUCGUUUAUUCUGCACACUAUUGUGAGAGGAUUCAUCCACUCUGCGGUUGGAGGGCUCUAUGCUGCUGUGUACCCGUCGUCUCAGUUUGGCAGUCUGACAGGCAUGCAGUCCCUCAUCAGCGCCCUGUUUGCCCUGCUGCAGCAGCCCCUCUUCAUGGCCAUGAUGGGCCCCCUGAAGGGAGACCCCCUAUGGGUCAACGUGGGCCUGCUGGGGCUGACGGUGCUGGGCUUCUGCCUGCCUCUCUACCUGCUCUGCUACAGCCGCCAGCUCCAACGCCAGAAGCAGGAGCGCGAGGAGGACCCCAAGAUCUACGUCCAGAUGAACAACGGCAGCACGCCCGAGGCCUUCAUCUAGAGAGACAGACUGACGGACGGAGAUUUGUUUCAACAAUGAGAAGGAGGAACGGAGAGUGUGAGGAGGGGGAGAGGUCACAGGUGUGACUGAACUGUAUGAUGAAAUCGCAAUCUCACCCACCAACUCCGGUCCCUCUACCGUCUGCACUUGCACUCAGACGAUACUUUCUCUCUCUCUCACCCCCCCCCACACACACACACAACUCCCUUACAUUCCCCCUCACACACAGACACAGACAUACAUACAAACACAUACACACAAGCGCUCGACACACACACACACCACGCCGACUGCCAAACACACUCUGUCAAACCUACAGUAUAUGUUCACCAAUCUCAGAUAACUACUAUGAUAAACGCACACACUUUUACACUCCCCAGCACCAAAUGGACAUUGUUCAUCUUCUCACCGCUGAAAUGAGAAAGGACAAGCGCGGGUCUGUGAACUGAGGAGAAAGGAGAGAAGAAGAGGGAGGAGGAUCUCCACGACUUUCUCCUCCCUUCCAGCCUCCUCUUUGUUUCAGUGCUCUAUCAUUUUUUUAAUUAAAUUUUUCUGUCAAUGAUGCCAUGCUCACUCCUGCCUGUCAGUGCAAAAAGAGGACACUGAUUCUCCGGUCACCCUGCGAAAAGAACUAGAGAGGAAGCAAGCGUUCAACGCCAUGUCAAAGACCUCCAGUGCUGGAUGUGGUGACUUGAACCAGAUAAGCAGAUGACGUCCUCCUCCUAAUUACAAUUACCCAGGCCACCAGUGUUUUUACAUGCGUUUUUAAUGAUGCCAGUAACGACGACGAGUAUCGCCUCACUUUCAAAUUCUGAUCCAAAUUAGUCUCGCACCGUCUCGUGCGGCACUUGGGGUCUUCUACUUCACGCCCUGAAAACUGGUUUAAUGAUUAGGACGUUAUUGAAACGUUAUCUAAACGUUUAUUGGCGAUAGGCCUGUAUUUUUCUCUGUGGUUGUUACAUGUCAAUGCCUCUCUGUUGUCACAAGUAGUUUAGACUGGAGGUAGGAGUGAAACAGGCGGUAUAGAAGUUCCAGUACUCCAAAUGGUGCUAAGAGUUCAUCCUGCCAUAACGUUCCCAUUUGCUUCUGUAACGUUCCCAUAACGUUCUGCAAUGUUGGGGAUAGUCAUCAUUGUAAAUGAAUUGGUAAGAAUGGAACCUCAUGCAACCUUUAGAAGCUAGUCGAUGUAACCCUCUCAUCUAGCGAGUGUUCCUUCCAGUGUCUCAAAGACCAAACCUUGUGACUCUUGUCUUUUUAGUUCUGCCGUUGAGGAUAACAGAGGCAUGGAGUGUUAAAGCCGCAGAGAAGCUGUCAUUUUAAGACUGUUCAAACGGCUCUAGGAGACUAGAAAGCGAAGGCAUGUUUUUUGUAACACUCAGCACUCUAGGUAAAAGCCCGAGGCAAUAGCUUUGCUUUGAGUCAAUUUGAGCUUUGAGCAAGUGAUUCGGCCAAUGGGUUUCCAGUGAGCAGUGUGCAGGCCAGCGUUUUACUUCUAGGGAAUACUAUGUGACUGUGCAAAGUGGCUGUGCUUCAAACAAAAGCAUGGCACAGGUUGAAACAAGCCUCUUACCGGUAAUAAUGUGCCAAAACAACGUAAGGUACAGCACAACUGUAGAAAAAAAGGGUUCCUAAAGGGUUCUUCGGCUGUCCCCAUAAGAGAACCGUUUUUGGUUCCAAGUAGAACCCUUUUGGACAUCUGAAUAACUGUUUUAGGUUCUAGAUAACACGUUUUUUCCCCUCUAAGAGUGUAGGCUAGGUUAUCAAGACCACUGACUGGUCUUGUCUUGGCAGUCCGUUUUGUCGUGCAAAAUGAAUUUCUUAUUGAAUUGGUGUGUUUUUAUUUUAAUUUGUGAUGACCAGAUGUUGUUUUUUUCAGGAGACCUGGUUUUUAAAAAGUAAUAGUUUUAUCAACUGUAUUUUACCUGCAAAAUGAUACUGACAUGCUGUUCAAGCUUUUGUUCUGUUUCAAGACAAAUGUGAUUUAGUACAAAUGGUUUUACGAGAAAUGGUUUAAGAUAGGAGAUGUGUAGCUUAAGGUGAACUGUGGUUGCUAUGGGCCUAUACCUGCCACUGUUCUACAGUACCUGAAUUACAUUCUGAUUCGCUGUAGCAAUAAGUACUUAUGUGAGUUGCUGAGCAAUCCUCUACUCAUCCCGGCAACACAUAACUCUGUGAACACCACUGUUGUCCAACCACACACAUACACAGACACAAUGCAAGAAUGUGGAUUGAUAUAAUGUAAUGUUUAUUACAAAGGUGCUUCUCAAUGACAGGAACAUGGACUCAUAUUUUUCUUGAUGUACUGGUCAGAUAGUGACCAUCCUGCAUCUAUCAAUGGUCUCACUUACAAAGCCUCACUUUGUAGCGACAAAUUACUUGAAUUAUCGAAUUCCAAAUUCAACUUUGAUUCACUUUUCAAAUCAAAAAAGGGAGACGGAGAGAUGCUUGAAUAUGAUAUCUGAUUCUAAAUCCACACUCUUGCAGCUGUUGUGAAUGUUGUGAUCUUGGGACCCAGGUGGGCGGGCAGGCGGGUCACGAUAGGACAUUAUGUUCUUGAAUUAUCUGUUGCGGGUAACAGACACCGGAGAGAGAGCGUGACAACUUGAUUGAUGUAGCUCUACAUCCGCAGACGCAGUAUUUAGACUGGACGUGACACCUGCUUUUCCUCAGUCACUCACAGAAGCACUUCCUAAGACAGCCAUGUAAUGUAACCAGCAGAUUGCCUCUAUGUUCAGAUGAUUUGAGACGCGGAUACGAUACGGCAAGUCGGUGCCCCGCCCUCUCUCAUCAUGACCCCGUCACAUUGAUCCAUCCAUGUCCAAACCACUAUCCUGAACUGUUGCGCUGACACACCUGGUUCUCCACUGCAGUCUCACCCAAACACAAACCACCCACCCAAGAGAUCCUUCACAUACUGGCGAUGGAACCGAGAAACAAUGCUAGAAUCCCCAAAAGCUUCAGGAAUGAAAUACGUGAGAACUGAAUGGCACAUGUGCACCUUAGUCCUCAUAUCAGGAUUUCAAUGCUAUUUUUCUGAAUGGCAUGCACUGAAAUAUAACAUAGACAGUGCACCUCUUGCUGGUUCUGCAUUUUAGCAUAGAAUGUAUUCCCAGUAGUUUUUUAAAAAUUAAUAAGAGUAAUGACAUCGGAACUGCAAGAAACUGUUAUUUUUGUUACUUACCGCAGGUGGUCUUAGUCUCUCCUCUUGUAUGCACCAUCCAGUAGGUCCGUCCCUCAAUAUAGAAUGGCUCCUUGCUACUGACUGCUGUUUGGGCCUGUCUGUUUGGGUUUCUCGAUUUCAAUGAUCUACAGGUCUAGACAUCCUCACUUUGAACAUCACUCUACUUGUCGUUUACAUUAAUGUAUUUAGUGAAAAGAGAAAAAGCGUGUAUAGCCCUAUAGACUGGUUCUCGUGGCUUGAACAUGUGUCUAGAGAUUGCAGGUGGAUUCUGAUAAUGAUGCUAUACUGUACUCUAGCACAGUGAAUGUGGGGUUGGGAUGAUCUGCAUUCCCUCAGUAUGGGAGAAUCAGCACUAUUUACACUGCCAUACCAUAAAACUGUCAUUCUACUCAAAAUGCCAUCACCAUAGUUAUUUUCCAGAUGUGACAUACUUUUACUACUUAUCCCCUUCCCUGGGAUAUAAAGUGUGAUUGAUUGACUGGCUAUUCUCUGAUGACGGAAAACAAGCAGUAUUUUUUUUGGAUAGUGUUUUAAUGGUUUGUGUGUCACUUUUAGACAUUGAACGGGAGUUCAGCUGAAACACCAAUGCUUUUACCUGACUUGUACCUUGUUUUCUUCUCUCAAAUGUUUAUUUUGUUGUUUUACAUUCUCUUUUUUGGUGAUUGUUUCAAUAUUUCAUGUCUAUAUACUGUAUAUUGGAUCUCAGUUUUUGUUUUAUAUCACAUUAUAGCCAUUGUUAUUGACAUUUUGAGUCAUUUUCUAAAUGAGAAGAAAAACAAUCUAUAUAUGAAAAACAUCAACAGAUUAAUUUGUAAAAUAAAGUGUCCGUUUGUAAUUA